AUGACUGCUGUUACUUUGGAUAAAGUAUACUAUUUAGAUGAAUUAAAAUAUAAACCAGACUUAACAAAGUUUGAAAAGGAAUUUAAGCCAAAGAUCGACACUUACAAAACAAAGAUCAAGGAAAAUAUUCCAAAGGAAGCUACAUUACCAAAAGUUUUGAAAGAUGGUACCGAGUUGCCAGAAGAUUUUGACACCGCUGCAUUUAAAGGCGCCUCGAAAAUUGGUGAAUUAUCAGGAAUCAUGACUCCGAAAGAAUUGAAGAUUGUUAAGUUACCAGGUGUUGAAAUUGUUGAUAAAAUUGCAAAGGGUGAAUUGACUAGUGUUGAAACUAUUACUGCUUUUAUUAAGCAGGCAGCUAUUGCUAUUCAAGUUACCAACUGUGCUAUGGAAUUUUUUCCAGAAGAAGCCUUAGCUAGAGCCAAAGAAUUGGACGAGUACUACGAAAAGACUGGUAAAACUGUUGGUCCAUUGCACGGUUUGCCAUUUUCUCUGAAGGAACAUUAUGCUUAUAAAGGUAAAAAUACUAAUGCUGGCUUUGUUAGUAUGAUUGACAACUUUACUGAAGAAGAUGCUUUAACUACUGAAAUCUUCCGUAAAGCAGGAGCCGUCUUUUAUAUUAGAACCACCCAACCACAAAGUUUGAUGUGUUUAGAUUCCUAUAAUAACUUGGUUGGGCGCUGCAGUAACCCGCAUAACACUGCUUUGAGUCCAGGUGGAUCAACAAGUGGUGAGGCUGCUUUAAUUGCUCUAAAUGGGUCUCCAUUAGGUACCGGUAGUGAUAUCGGUGGUAGUAUUCGUGCACCAGCUGCGUUUUGUAAUAUUUGGGGUUUUAAACCAACUAAUAAAAGGGUCUCAUUGAAAGGUGCAAUUGCUAGUUAUACCGAUAUGUCUAAUGAGUUUGUUCUGUGCUCUGUCGGUCCAUUGGCUAACAACCCAGAAGAUAUCAAAUUGUACAUGUCUACCUUUUUAGAUGCUGAACCAUGGAAAGCAGACAACUAUAUGUUGCGUAUGCCAUGGAGAAAAGAUGUCAAACUUGAUCUUGAAAAUUUAAAGAUUGGUAUUGUUUAUGAUGACAGUGUUGUUAAACCUGCUCCACCAAUGUUGAGAGCUUUGAAGUUGGCUGCUGAAUCCUUGAAAAAGGCAGGGGCCACGGUCCUUGAAUGGGAGGCUUUAGAUGUGCCGGAAGCAAUGGAUAUUGUUAAUACUUGUUAUAAUAUUGACGGUAACCACAACCAUGUCAGUAGAUAUGAGGAAAGUGGAGAACCUUUGAAUCCGUUAAGUGAAAAUCAUUUGAGGUUUGGGCAUGGUUUUGAGCAAUUGUCUAUUUUAGAUGGAUUGAGAUAUGUCCAUAGAAGAGACGAUUUGAGACAAAAAUAUAACGACCGAAUGAAUGAAUUGGGAGUUGACUACAUUUUAACACCAAGUUAUUUUGCACCAGCCGCUAUUCCACACAAAAUUAAAUAUUGGGGCUACACUGCUUUGUACAACAUUUUGGACUUACCAGGUGUCACUUUUCCAACUGGUUUGGUUACUGAUGCCAAGAUUGAUACUAAAGAUGUUGAAUAUAAACCACGUAAUGAUUUGGAGGCUUAUGAAUAUCCUUUGUAUGAUGAAAAGAUCUAUGAUAGCCAACCUAUUGCCUUGACUUUACAUGGUAGAAGAUAUUAUGAUGAAGAAACUGUUGAAGCUUCCAAAAUCAUUCAGAAAAUUAUUUCAGAAGCAGCUAGUUCUGCUUAA
Molecule: messenger RNA, 1737 nt
Organism: Saccharomycodes ludwigii
Lineage: Eukaryota; Fungi; Ascomycota; Saccharomycetes; Saccharomycodales; Saccharomycodaceae
Exons: 1
Coding region: 1-1737 (578 amino acids)
Source: RefSeq, a predicted model, not a curated record